Molecule: messenger RNA, 231 nt
Organism: Babesia bigemina
Lineage: Eukaryota; Apicomplexa; Aconoidasida; Piroplasmida; Babesiidae
Exons: 1
Coding region: 1-231 (76 amino acids)
Source: RefSeq, a predicted model, not a curated record
AUGGGAAGUGGAAAGAUCGCCGUGUCGCGUAGUUUCGAGGUCCGCAUCAGCACGGAGAACCUUAGGUUGUUGAGGCGUACGCGAGCGUUUACCCUGAGAAAAACGCAAAUAUCCUACUUAAGUCGCAUGCUGCACGCGUGCGAGCGCGAAAGUGCGGCGGGAUUCCGUGGCUGCGCCAGAAAAUUCUUCUGCUAUGCGGCCCCGCCGUCGCGUGCGGCACGUGAUUUGUAG